AUGCCAGGCGGAACUCUGCAUUUCGAAGAGCGCGAAAAACGAGCUGAAACUUGGAUAACGUACGCAUUGUCCGUGUCGUGGGGCCCGGCUCGAUCUGAUGGCCAGCGGCAGCAGCAGCAGCAACGCGUUAGCGGUGGCGCGGCGGCGGCGGCGGCAGCAGCCGGAGCAGCUGGCGGCGGGUGCGGCGGUGGCGGCGGCGGCGCGGCGGCGCGGCGCGCGCAAGCGCGGGCCAGCGGGCGGCGGGCGCCCAUCUGCGGGCAGUGGCGCCCACUGCGCGGCCACCCUGCCAUGAGCUUGCGCCAAUGGUGGCUCAGUAAGGCUUGGCGACACCUCCUACUCUUCUCCUGCUCAACUCUUCUCUGCGAGCGCAGCGGAGGCACGGCACCCCGCCCACGAGCUGGUAGCAGUAGCAGCCAGCGGCAGCGGGCGGCGGACGCCAACGGCAGCGGCAGCGAAGCAGCGGCGGUAGCAGCAGCGACCACCGCGUCUGCCAACGGCAACGGGAGCCCCACGGGCCCCUGCAGCAGCGGCAGCAGCAGCGGCGGAGGUAGCGGCUGCAGCAGCGGCAGCUUUCAUCUCAACAAUAACGCGUGUGACCCUUCACCCGGCGACCUGGCGCUACUCGCAAAACUGGAGGAGGCCAACAGGCUCAUUGAGGCUGACUCCAAGUCCCUCAAUUCCUUGUCAGGGAAUAGUGGGCAUUCCCGCAAAAGCUCAGACACAUCCCAAAUCUCUCUCACCUCUGGCACAAGUUUCAGUCAGGAGAGAACUGAAGAUGGGGAGGAAGAUGCAUGGACGGUCUGGGGACGAAUCUCUAAUGACUGGGACACAUUUUGGAAGAAACGUAACCAGUUUGUUAGGGAUUUGGUCCGAAAAGGCAUCCCUCAUCACUUUCGAGGGAUUGUCUGGCAGCUAUUGUGUGGGGCCCAUGAUUCUCCUGUCAAGAAACAAUAUGCAGACUACAUUAAAGCAACUUCAGCAUACGAAAAGGUGAUAAGACGAGACAUAGCUAGAACUUACCCAGAACAUGAUUUUUUCAAAGAAAAAGAUGGCCUGGGACAAGAAAGUCUCUUUAAUGUCAUGAAGGCAUAUUCUCUCCAUGAUCGUGAAGUGGGAUAUUGCCAAGGAUCAGGUUUUAUUGUUGGUCUUUUACUUAUGCAGAUGCCAGAAGAGGAAGCAUUUGCUGUUUUGGUAAAGUUGAUGCAAGAAUAUCGAAUGAGGGAUAUGUUUAAACCAACAAUGGCAGAAUUAGGUUUAUGUAUGUACCAACUUGAGAAUCUUGUCCAAGAACUGAUUCCAGACCUGCAUCUUCACUUCCAAUCACAGAGCUUCCACACUAGCAUGUAUGCCAGCAGUUGGUUCCUAACACUUUUCACAUCUGCCUUCCCCUUGCCAGUAGCUUGCAGAAUAAUGGACGUCUUCUUAUCGGAAGGAAUGGAUGUAAUUUUUAAAGUAGCUUUGGCGCUUCUGACAAUGGGAAAAAGUGAACUUCUGUGUUUAGACAUGGAAGGAAUGCUCAAGUUCUUGCAGAAGGAACUCCCAACAAAAGCAGGAACUGACCCUGAUGGUAUGAUGCUGUUGGCCUACAACAUGAAAUUAAAUCCUAAGCGUAUGAAAAAACUUGAAAAAGAUUAUACAGUUAUGAAGACUAAAGAACAAGAAGUAACUGUGGAAUUAAGGCGCUUACGAACAGAAAACCGUUUGUUACGUCAACGUGUUGAGUUGCUGGAAGCUGAAUCAAGUGAGUUAGCUGAUCGUUUAGUUCGUGGGCAAGUAUCUCGAGCCGAAGAAGAAGAAACUACAUUUGUUGUUCAACGUGAAUUAGCUGCUCUUCGUCAUACUCAUUUAGAGACAUCUCAUCAGUUAGAAAUGGCAAAAGAGGAAAUUCGUAGUCUAUCAUUGUUAAUGGAGGAAACUCAUUCAUCAAGACAAUCCUCUCUCGAAGAAAUCUCCCAUAAAAGAGAGCUGUUAAGUCAAAAAGAAGAGUUAAUUGAAUGUUUGCAACAGGAACUUGUCAAAGUACGUUUACGGGAAGCAGAAAAUGAUGCUCUUAUAAGAGAUCUCCGUUCACGUAUUCAAGAAUUAGAAGAGGAUAAGAAGACCCUCAGGGAGACUACGCCUGAUAAUUCAGUAGCUCACCUUCAAGAAGAACUUAUUGCAGUCAAAUUGCGUGAAGCAGAAGCCAAUCUCUCAUUGAAAGACUUGCGCCAGAGAGUUGGGGAACUCAGUGCACAGUGGCAACGUCACCUUCAGGAACAUCGUGUUGAGGCAGCUCCUGCUCCUGACAGUACACCUAAAAAACUACUAUUCUGGGAAAGCCGCAAUAAUGAAGCACAACGUUUAGAAGAGGAAUUAAUGACAACUCGUAUAAGAGAAAUGGAAGUACUAACUGAAGUGAAAGAACUGCGCUUGAAAGUGAUGGAGCUUGAAACGCAGGUGCAGGUGAGCACAAAUCAGUUGCGUCGCCAAGAUGAGGAAAAUAAAAAUCUUCGUGAAGAAUUAGAAGCAGCUCAGAAUCGGGAGAGAGAAAAUCAGAGUAAAUUGCGAGAGGAGCAACAUCGGUAUGCGGAUCUUGAAUCAAAGAUGAAGGAUGAAUUAAUGAUGGCUCGCAUUCGAGAUGCUGAACAUACUCAAUGUGUGGCUGAAUUGACUCAAAAAAUAUCAAUUUUGGAAUUGAAGAAUGAAGAAAUGGUUGCUGAGGGAGAGCUUCGCAGUAAUCUUGAUGACAGUGAGAAAGUGCGAGAGUUGCAGGACAAGGUUGCAGAUUUGAAGGCAGAGAUCAUGAGACUAGAAUCUUGGAAGGAGAGAUGGACUGGUGGCCCUCAUGAUGGUCAUGCAUCUGCAUCACGAUCCGCUUCAGUUGAUACUGAAAGUGAACACGAUGAACCAUCUGAUCUGCAAUUACGACUGACAAGUGAGACAUCCAGCCCCGAGGUCUGAUGCCCAUUUACUUUGGUGCCUCUCUCUUUUUUCGGUUAGCUGCACCACUUAACUUAUUCACUGGUUUUUUGGACAUCAGCAGCUUGCUAGUAAGGAAUGAACUAUUCUUUUGGUGGAAGUUUAUUAAUGCAUAUCUGAGGACAAGGAUGCAGAUAUGUAUGUAAAGUGGUAUUGAGUGUUUCAUGAAAGUGCAGCUUGUGAAGGAGAAAAUAUUGUCUCAACAUGUGUGUAUUUUCUCUUUGUAAAUGAUAUUCGUGUAUUAUUUGUUAUUUUCUUUUUUUGUGUAGGCCUCAUUUUUCAGUUUAGAACAGGUUUAUCCUGUUCAUUCUGUUCUGACACACACACAAGUAAAUCAGCUUAAUUUCCUUUUAAAUUUGUGUCGAUUUGAGUGAUUUGUUUUUAUUACCAAAUAUCCUCAAAUUAAAACUUAUAUAAAAUGAAAUUAAUGUAUGUACAUUUAUACUUCAUGUUGAGUUGUUCCUGAAAUCCACUGGGACAUGGUCAGAGAAUAACUUGUGUUGUAUUUCUCUAGAGUUCUGGUGGUAAGGAUAACUAUCAUUUACAGUGAGAAAAAUGUUACUUAAAUUGAUGUUUGCUAUAGUUUAUAUCUGCUAUACUUCUAAUGCAGUUUAACUGUGAAUACUAAAGCUCAUAGCUUAUCUGUGAGAAAUUCUGAUCAAAGUAAUGCAGUAGAAAUUUUCUCUUCUAAAAUUGUAUUGCUCUAAAUAGUUUUUUCAACUAUGUUUCUUAUGGCUAUUAUCUGAUGUUAAUAAGGAACUUCUGUACUCAGAAAGGGGGAAGACUUGAAUGUUGCGUUUCCAAAACAUUUUGUUGAUAGUAUCUCCAAGUAUCAGUAAUGAUGCAUCUGUCCAUUGUUCUCUGACCCGUCCAACAGGUUGAACCCAACCCCGUCCACCACAUUCAAUAUAAUUAUCAAUUCUCCCUUAUUUCAGGAUUAGCAGAAGUUCCGAAAAUCUUUUAGGAGAUUUUAUAACAUAUUUUUGCAUAAUUUUAUGCAGUAUUAUUAGCAGUAACAUUAUUACUUGUCAGUAAAAAAGAGAAAAAAGCAAUUAAACCAGCUUGCAAUGGCUGUAUUCCUUAUUUUACAAAUAUUUAUUAAAAAUUGGAAAUGUUGUGGUUUCAGCUCAAGGCAAUAUAUUUUAAGAUCCUGAAUUAUCUUCAUGAUAUGCUGUAAUUAUUAAACUUUAAGUUGUAUUAAUGGUGUAAUGCUACCAUUGACUUUGGCUUUAGAGCCAAUAAUACAGUACAUUCUACUGACACAAUCAAAUUGGAACUGAUUGUGUGUGCAAUCAAAACACCAGAUAUUGGGAAGUUAUUGAAGGCCUGAAUAGUCUUCUAGCUCCAAGAAUUCACUUCUAGUGCAGCAGUGAACUGUAAAGUCACAUCAUAGUUGUUAAGAGUGAAGAAGGAAAGUAUUUACGAAGAUGCUGUGUAGUUAAGUGUAUAUUUUAUCAGUAAGGAAAGUUUGUGGAUGUACAUAGAUAUAUUUUAUGAAGGAUAACUGAACCUUCUAACAAGAGGUUCAUAAAUUGUGUUGUUUAAAUGUGUGCAAGUGUCCAAGACUGUGAAAAUUCUACGAGGGUUCCUUUGUGGACUUUGAAGAAAUAGGAAUUAAAUGGUGCAGUUUUUUUUUUUUUUUUUUUUAAAUUUUAUUUUAAAAUCUUGUUAUUGAUAUUUUUAAGUGUAUAUUAUUAAUGUGAAUACUUUAUAAUUUAUUUAUUGUCUUCAAAUUUAGCUUAUGGCAUGAGCUCCCUAUGUAAGACAAUGGAAAAUAUUUUUGAAAAUAUGUUGCAUUUUUUACUGAUAGGGAUAACAAAAUCCCAGGUAAAAAUAUUAUAUAUUGAGUGCAAUACUGAAGGCAGAUAAUCAUUGGUCCUUUAAACGAGCUUGUUUCAAAUGCCAGUAUUAUAUGUAUAAGAGUGAAGUAUAUUUGUGGAGAAAUUUCUUACUGCAGAAUAAAUCUCAUCCUAUUAAAAUACUCAGUCUGCAGGAGGAGCUGUGUACAUUUGUUGAAAAGUGGAAAUACAAAUACACUCUGUGUGGCUCAAGAUCAGUGACAGAUGUAUUUCGGUUUUCUUAAGAGUAUCAAUGUGCUUUGUAAACUUUGGUAACUGAUCAUAGAGAGACAAGGGAACAUCGAAUGUUCAAUCAGAUAUGCUGUAUCAUUUCCAUUUCAUAAUUUACUACUUUAAUAAUGUACUUAUAUUUCUGUUGAGAUAUUCUAGAACUAGAAUUUAUGAAGUUACAUGUAUCAACAUUGCACUUUCAAUCUGUAUAUUCUAGAGAACAAUUUUAAAGCAAUGUGUAGACAUUCCAAUUUUAUCUUGUUAUUGUUGCUGUCAAUUGUGAUCAGUUCAUUGAAAACUAAAAGUAUUUAAAUUUUAGCUAAUUUAGUGUGUAGCUAACUACUGUUCCCUGUUCUAUGCAUCUCUUCUCUUUCUGUGCCAAUGUAUACAAUUAAGUUUAAAAACGAUUUCUAAUAAUUUGGUUUUAGUAUAAUAAAUGUUGGGUCCACUUUCCUGUGCAACCGUUCAUUGGUUAAUUAAUCCAAGACAAAUAAAGAAAGACUACUAUCUGCAGCA
This is a messenger RNA of Gryllus bimaculatus (two-spotted cricket), 5543 nucleotides long. The record is from the annotation of a GenBank genome assembly. Lineage: Eukaryota; Metazoa; Arthropoda; Insecta; Orthoptera; Gryllidae.